AUGUCUGCAAUUACAACAUUAAAUCCCAAAGCUGAAAGUGCUCGUCAAGCACAAGCUUUAGCUAUCAACAUCUCAGCUGCUCGUGGUCUUGCUGAAAUGCUCAAAACAAACUUAGGUCCAAAAGGAACAAUGAAGAUGCUCGUAUCAGGUGCAGGUGAUAUCAAAAUAACCAAAGACGGAAACACACUUCUUCAUGAAAUGCAAGUACAACAUCCAACAGCAUCGCUGAUUGCUCGUGCAGCAACCGCACAGGAUGACAUUACAGGCGAUGGCACUACUUCGAUCGUACUUUUAAUUGGUGAACUCCUCAAGCAAGCUGAUCUUUAUAUUACUGAAGGCCUUCACCCACGUAUUGUUGGAGAAGGUUUUGAACUAGCCAAGAAAGAAGCUUUGCAAAUACUCGAUCAAAUGAAGAUUCCUAUUCAACAAGACCGCGAAACGCUUAUUCAAAUAGCACGUACAUCAUUACGUACGAAACUAUCUGUUGACAAUGCUGACAUUCUCACUGAUAUUAUCGUUGAUGCAGUCCUGGCUUUGUAUGAGCCUGGUAAACCGGUUGAUUUGAAUAUGGUUGAAGUUAUGGAAAUGCAACAUCGAACUGAAGCGGAUUCCCGACUUGUGCGUGGUAUCGUUCUUGAUCAUGGCGGUCGACAUCCAUCCAUGCCAAAAGCACUGAAAAACGCUUAUAUUCUUACAUGUAACGUCUCGCUUGAAUAUGAAAAAACAGAAGUCAAUGCUGGUUUCUUCUACAAGAACGCUGAAGAACGAGAUCGUCUCGUUGCCUCCGAACGUAAAUUUAUCGAUGAUCGUGUUCAAAAAAUAGUUGAAUUAAAACGAAAAGUUUGCUCGGGCGAUGACAAAAAUAAAACAUUCGUUGUUAUUAAUCAAAAAGGCAUUGACCCAUUUUCAUUGGAUGUCUUAGCUAAAGAAGGAAUCUUAGCCUUACGACGAGCGAAACGUCGAAACAUGGAACGCUUAACCUUAGCUUGCGGUGGUGAAGCCAUGAAUUCGGUCGAAAGCUUAACAAAAGAAUGUCUUGGUUUCGCUGAAGACGUCUAUGAACAUGUUUUAGGCGAAGAAAAAUUCACAUUCAUCGAAGGCUGUAAGAAUCCCAAAUCAGUCACUGUCUUACUCAAAGGUUCAACAAAAUAUAUACUAAAUCAACUCAAAGAUGCUCUUCGUGACGGUCUUCGAUCCAUUACAAAUGCUCUUGAAGAUGGUAGUGUCAUUCCCGGUGGUGGUGCUUUCGAGAUCGUUGCUCACCAUGCACUUACACAGUACAAGGAUCAAGUGAAAGGACGAGCUCGAUUAGGUGUUCAAGCUUUCGCGGAAGCUUUAUUAGUUAUUCCAAAGGCACUCGCUCAAAAUGCUGGACAUGAUCAACAAGAAACAAUGGUUAAACUUCAACAAGAAUAUGCAACAUCAAAACUUCCCGUUGGUAUCGAUGUUGCUACCGGUGAGGCAAUGGAACCGAAAUCCUUAGGUAUUUUCGACAACUAUCGUGUCAAAAAACAAUUAAUUCACUCAAGUACAUCAAUCGCAACAAAUUUGAUACUUGUCGAUGAAAUUCUUCGUGCUGGUUUAUCAUCGUUACGUCCGGGUGGACAAUAA
Molecule: messenger RNA, 1611 nt
Organism: Adineta ricciae
Lineage: Eukaryota; Metazoa; Rotifera; Eurotatoria; Adinetida; Adinetidae
Source: the annotation of a GenBank genome assembly